AGUCAAAAUAUCUCUUUCUCGGGUAAUGGGAUUUUAUCAUUGUAGACAAAAGUGAGGUAGAAUAAAUAUGAUGAUCUCUAUUUCUAGUUUCUUCACGCCUGUUUCGCUUUAUAAAACUGGGCAAAGUCAUAGGUUUUCUUUAAUUUAACUAAAUUUUCAUAUGGAUUCUAACUAACAUAUCCAGAAAGUUUAAUGAUAAUCAAUUUACAAAUGAUUAAUUGUUUAAAAAUUGUUUAAAAAAUGACUGAUAAUAAAAAUGAGUCUCUUUACACAUAUUUAUUACUACCAACUACUUUACUUUUGACCUUCAAGUCUAUUGCAUGGAUUGUUUGUAUUGACCUUGCCAACUUAGUUUUAAACAAACUUUUUAAAGACUUUAGUACUUGAUAGGAAACUAUACAUCUGCUAGCUGGUAUCAUAUCUAUGUUGCUGGUGUUUAAGCCAUUUCCUGAUAGAGAUGGAAACUAGAAACGGCGAAAUUCCGGAAUGGAAAAAACUAGUGUUCGAAAGAAGAAAAAAUCGAGAGAUGCGCAAAGCUAAAGCUAAAAAACAAGAGGAUAAGGAGAAGGAAUUAACGAAACAGGAUAAACUAAGAAAAUCUAAUGGCGAAAUUCCGGAAUGGAAAAAACUAGUGUUCGACAGAAGAAAAAAUCGAGAGAUGCGCGAAGCUAAAACUAAGAAACAAGAGGAUGGUGAGAAGGAAUUAACGAAACAGGACAAACUAAGAAAAUCUAAUGAGUAUGUAUCGUCCGAGGAAGCGGGUUCUCCAGCCCUGUACAAAACAUCGAAACGUAUGGGACGGUCUGAAUCUCUCUCCGUUCACGAAGGUAAAGUAAGACCUUCAGUUAUGCCAAACCUGUCAGAAACCACGGGUAAAGGAAAUAGCAAACUUCUCAAACACCACCAGAGUUUGUGUGUUCGAAAAAAGAAAGGGCCAGAGCUACCAAAGAUUAACAAGAUGGAGUUUAGAUCCGAAGGCCCGGUUUUGACAUUUGGAUGUGAUCUGUUGAGUCAAAUGGUUUAUGAAAAAGCACUUAGAGAAGGCAAAGAGACCGAUAAAACGAUUCGAUUGAUGGUAUUAGGAUGUCAUGGCCAGGGAAAAACAUCACUUAUAAGAAGUUUAUUAGGAGAGUCUACUGAUGCUGUCGAAAGCACUAAUGGUAUUGAUAUUGUGAAAUGUAAAUGUAAAGCAGAAGGUACAUCUUGGAAAAGGCAACAGAAAGAAAGUCCUGAAAAUGAGAGUUUACAAAGAAUAGCAAGUGUUGUGAAAAGCACUGUCCCAGGGGCAAUCAGUUUCGUUUCAAGUGCGAAAGGCGAUGACGUACUUGAUAAGUUAUCAAAACAUCUGGAGAAAAAGGAAAACUCAAAUGAGGAAAUAGAAAGCAUAACAAUAUGGGAUUUUGGUGGUCAGUUUGUAUAUUAUGCCACUCAUCAGCUGUUUCUUUCAAGAAAAGCCGUCUACUUACUUGUAUUUGAUUUAAGUAUAGACCUCAGUGCUAAAAUUAAAGAUGAAGAUGACACCCUUACGACAGAGUUAGGUGGAAAGACAAUGAAAGAUUACAUUGAGUUUUGGAUGAACUCUGUUCAUUCUUACGUCGGAAAUGAAGAUAGCACAGAACCUGCUGUCAUUCUAGUAGGAACUCACGCUGAUAAACUUGAAAAUAGGCUAGAUGCUGAAAAGUACAUUGAAUCAGUAAGAGACAUGUUCAGUGAACGAAAAUUGAGUCAUCAUAUCCAAAGGGAGCAUUUUGCUUUAUCCAAUAUCAAUCAAUCUAGAACUGAAAUCGAGAACAUUCGUAAAACAGUCAUCUCAAUUGGAAGAAAACAAAAUCAAGAAGAAGCAAUACCUGCUAAAUGGAUUCACCUUGAACACGCAUUGAAAGAUUGCCGAGAUGAAAACAUUAUUACAAUAGACAGAUUAACUGGAAUCAAUAAAUCAAACGAGUAUCCAAUACAAGAACAGCAAGAAUUGAAAUCCUUUUUAGAAUUUCACCAUACCUCUGGUACAUUCUUUUAUUUUGAUGAAGGUGAAAUGAGUCAGCAUGUUAUUGUAAAUCCUGAGAUUUUGGUACGCGCAUUUAGAUGCAUUAUUACGUCAAAGACAUUUUGCACACGAAGUCCAAAGUUACAACCACUGUGGAAAACGCUAACAGAAAAGGCAAUCCUUUAUCCGGAACUACUACACUCUGUCUGGAAAAAUGACCCUGAAGACUUCACAAGGUUUCAGGAUAUUUUAACUGCUUACUUGAAAAAGCACCGGAUCAUUGGUGAAGCACAGCAGAUAGAAAUGAAAGACGGGGCGCUCAAUUCAAAACCGUUAGGAUUUUUCAUUGUUCCAAGCCUGUUGAAAACUACCGACGACGGUUCAGUUAAAGAUUUCAUUGACCGGAAGUCAUGUACACCUGUUUCACUUGUUUACGAGUUUCAGAACGAAGCAAUUGUACCAACAAUUUUUCAGAGAAUUACAGCUGCAGCUGUAGGAUCAUGGCCUAUCUUAAACUUUAAAGGAAAACCUCUUCUCUUCGAAGACGUAAGCGUCUACAAGAUAAAUCUAAGUCACGCUGCUUGGAUACUACAUGCAAACAGCAAAAUAGAAAUUUUAAUUAUUAGUCUACGCACUGAAGCUGAUGUAUCUGAAGAGACGGCAGAUUAUUUUCGGCGUUUUACAGACUUGCUGAUUGACGCAGAAUUUCAAAAGCUACGUCAUUUAGAAUUGGAAGGUGCAAGAAAUCUGCCAUUUAAGCAGGAAUUUAGAUGUUUUCAUAAAGAGCAUUCUUGUAAAGGAAGUGUUGCCACGUAUCAACUUGAGUUAGUACAAGAUACGAAAGAUCAGUCUCUUUGCUGUCCUGAUCAUGUUAGUCAUGACAGUUUGAUUCCGACCAAAAUAUUGAAGCUAUGGUUCGGCAACAAGGUAGCAGCGAAGGACAUUCCGAAGAGAAAACUAACUGAUAAAGAAUAUAGUUAUAUUUCUACCUAUGGGGUUGGUUAUGGCUGGGAGCAACUUGGUUUAGCUCUAGGUGUUCCAGAAAAGAGAAUAGAACAGAUAGAUAUGGAAUGUAAAGAUGUAUCAAUGAAAAUGUUCAAAGUAUUUAAGGAAUGGGAUAAAAUAAAGUCAGAAGAGGCGACACUAGAUGUUUUGGUUGCUCUCGUAAGUGAACUACCUAGAAAAUAUUUCAAUCCAGAUACAUUGAAAAAUCUCAUUGACAAACUCUGCUGAAACACAGUGUUACCAUUGCGCAAGAGGAUGUAGCAAGAGUUCAAUGUUUAUAGAUAUGUUGGCCUUUAGUUAAAGUGACUGAGAUUAAAAUGAACAUCAAUGAAUUUGUAAAUGAAAACAGUUUCGUUUCUUUCAGUACUUAAGCUGCUGUGGUAGCAUUCCUGAAAAAAAGUUAAUUAUCUGUCUUAAUUGAAUUGGCAUAUUGUCUCUAUCCAUUUGUGCUGACCAUCUGGCCGUCAUAUUUUGCUUUGAAUUGUGUUUAGAUAAGUGGCAUGCACUACGGUAUUCUAGUUAUAUAUAGGAAAACAAGAAGACAAAACACAUCAUUAUGACAGAUUUUAUUUCGACCCAUAUUACGAAUUUCAAGUGGCAAUUGAAAUUAAACAUGUGUCUGAAUACUUAACGGAACUGAAUGAUUUGAAACUAGUAUGGAGAUGAAGAAAUGAAGAAUCAAUAGAGCCAAAGUUCAGAUGGUACUUCUGUGGCAUUUGAUAAAAUAUUCUGUACAGAUAUUAAAACAUGUUUUAGUCUAAAGACCAGCAGAAAAUUGAAAUUCCUCUACA
Messenger RNA from Mercenaria mercenaria, 3780 nucleotides. RefSeq lists its product as uncharacterized. Lineage: Eukaryota; Metazoa; Mollusca; Bivalvia; Venerida; Veneridae. Gene Ontology annotation, biological process: signal transduction. Bases 458 to 3217 code for a protein of 919 amino acids. The record is from RefSeq and is a predicted model, not a curated record. Gene Ontology annotation, molecular function: protein binding. The transcript has 8 exons.